This is a messenger RNA of Dalotia coriaria, 1526 nucleotides long. RefSeq names its product JNK1/MAPK8-associated membrane protein. Gene Ontology annotation, cellular component: membrane. Gene Ontology annotation, biological process: response to unfolded protein. Gene Ontology annotation, molecular function: ubiquitin protein ligase binding. The record is from RefSeq and is a predicted model, not a curated record. The transcript is spliced from 4 exons. Bases 269 to 1168 code for a protein of 299 amino acids. Lineage: Eukaryota; Metazoa; Arthropoda; Insecta; Coleoptera; Staphylinidae.
UUUGACAUCAAAAAGAUUAAAAACCAAGAAAAUACAACUCAAAACAAUAAAUAUAAUUAUUACUAUGUAGAAAUUUAAUACUUUGCACAAAAAUUAUAAUUUUAAAACGCAAAAUAAAUAUUUACUUGCACCGAGGCAAAAAACGGCAAAAAUACGAACUAAACACCCAAAUAAACAAAACGUCAAACCUAACCUCCAACAAAUGUCACCCCAAAAUAACCCAGUUUACCUUAUUCAAUGUACUAAGUUUAAAAGAAAUAAUUAAACAAUGGCAUGCCCCGGCCUAUACUGUGGCCGACAACUCUUACCUUCUGAAAUCUACAGCGAUUGCGGCGCGUGUCCGCGAGGAUUUCGACGGAAUGACACAACUUUCAUAUGUGAACCAUGUCAAGACUCACCAAUAUUCUAUGAUUGGCUUUACUUAGGAUUUAUGGUCAUACUAGUGCUUGUAUUGCAUUGGUUCUUCAUAGAUAUGGUCGUAAUGAAACGCAGUUUUUCAAAAGACAUUCUAAUUCUACACUUCACUGCACUUGUUGAAGUCAUCCUAGCAUCACUAUUUACUCUUCUAAGUACAUUUCCUUAUGGUACAUUAGAGAUAACAAGCUGUCAAGUAAAAGGACUCUCAGAUUGGUAUACAUUACUGCAUAAUCCUGCUCCAAAUUAUGAAAAAGUUGUUCAUUGCACACAGGAAGCAGUAUAUCCACUAUACACAGUGGUUUUUGUAUUCUAUGGCUUUGCUCUGCUCUUAAUGUUAUUAAUCAGGCCAUGGAUCUGCAAAAAGUUUAUUCCAAGGCAAAGUAAAAUGUCUAUUUAUGCAGCCAUGUACUUUAUUCCAAUUCUGGCUGUUAUUCAUGCAUUAAUCGGCGGUUUACUAUAUUAUGCUUUUCCAUAUCUAAUAGUAAUACUAUCAGUAAUCUCAAGUGCUGCACAUUUCGCAGCGAAAAUCGAUCAAUCAGUGACGAAACUCAUCACUUCAACGCUGAAAAACAAGCGUAACAUCGUCAUCCUCCUGGGACAUUGGUGUUUGCACGCGUACGGCAUAAUUUCCAUCACACAAUUAACAAAUCCAACAAUGCACGCGUUAAUGAUUCUGUUUGUGCCAUUACCCGCGUUAUUCUACAUCCUAACCGCGCGUUUCACGGAUCCUAACAAACUGACAGUCAUCUAGCAUCCGUACGCCCGUUGCCGCGGGUAUUAAUACAUAUUUAUUGUAAAAAACGUACACAAACAACUCAAAUAUUCAAUUUAUCCCAACCAUAACUGAAUAUUUUUCGUACUACCUACCAGUCUAGUAUAAGUUGAGUUUUGUUGUGAUCAGAACACGGAUUGUCUGAUCGAAAGAACAACAAACAGCGAGGCCGAUUUUAUCCUUGCACCAAUCGAAGCCGCAGAGUGGUUGACCUGAUACGGUGCUGUUUUGUAUCAUUUGUAACUCACCAAUCACGCCGAUUGGUACACCGUCGCCAUCUUUGUCUACUCUUUUGUCUGGAUACACGCUAAACAAACAAAUAAAUGUUUACACUGUU